This is a messenger RNA of Adineta ricciae, 798 nucleotides long. The record is from the annotation of a GenBank genome assembly. Lineage: Eukaryota; Metazoa; Rotifera; Eurotatoria; Adinetida; Adinetidae.
AUGUUCGCUCACGUCAGCGUAUUUCUCUGCGCGAUUGUAUCGCUUUCUUUUGGUCAAUUGUUGACAACUGAUCGACAAUGUCUUCCGGAUACGAAUGAUUUCGCUACGAAAGUAGAAAAGUCAUCCAUCGUCGUCUAUGGCAAAGCCAUGGCUAAAAUCAUGAACGAGGGAAGCGAAUCGAUCUUUCAUGUCUUCUAUCAAGUUGACUGUAUUUUAAAAGGGCCGGCAACAUUACGACAAAUAAACAUCACAAAUGCUGGUCGAGUACCCGGCAAACAACAUUGUCAAGAGUUUCCAGUCGGUCGCGGUUAUUCCAUCGCUUUUCUCGAACCAGUUUCAGCAAAUCAAUCUGAUUUUAAAACAUUUACCCCAGCUGAUUUCACUGAAAUUCGUGAAGAAGGAAAUUCAACCAGUCAAUUAUUGGCUCGAACAUGCAAUUUACAUCGAAUUGUACCCCGCCAAUCUUUAGCAUCAGUUGCUGACGUUUGUCCACCAGUUGGCACUCAUCCAAUUUGUCAAGAAAUGAACGUUACUUCUCUACUAGUACCCAAUGCACGUCUCAAUUCAACAGUUGCUAUUCCAAUUGAGACAAAACCAACUGCUUCUGAUGUAAUUGUCGCUCCUCGAGGUCAAAAUGAACAUUCAAAUAAAUCUGCUUUAACUCCUGAACAAGAAAUUGACAUGAUUCGAAGUAAAUCCGCACAUGAGCAUCAAGAGCACGCUGAUGGAAAUCUUGGUAUCAAAACAACAUGCAGCAUAUUUUUAAUGGUUAUCGCUUUCGUCUUUAGCUUCUUUUGA